Messenger RNA from Amoebophrya sp. A120, 1323 nucleotides. The record is from the annotation of a GenBank genome assembly. NCBI's taxonomy places the organism in Eukaryota, Dinophyceae, Syndiniales, Amoebophryaceae.
UCUUGACGAAGAUCCAGGAUAAUCUCGGGAAGGUGCAGAAAGCGCUGGGAGACUACCUGGAAAAGCAGAGAAUCCAGUUCGCGCGGUUCUAUUUUAUCGGCGACGAGGACCUGCUCGAAAUUAUCGGCAACAGCCGGGACGUCACGGUCCUCGGGCAUCACUUGGCGAAGAUGUUUGCUGGGGUGGCGCAGUUUGGAACGGAGAAUGAAGGGGAUUCGAUUACGGUGAUGCGGAGCCGGGAGAAUGAGGAGGUGAAAUUUGAGAAACCAGUGGUAAUCUCCGAAGAUCCUAGCAUCCACGUUUGGCUGACGAAGGUGGAGACCGCAAUAAGAACUGCAUUGUCGGCGAGAUUGAGUAUCGAUUUAAAGAUUUCUGUACUUAUGGUUAAUGUGUUUUUUGGUGCAUGACAGUGUGAUGUUGUCAGUCCCAGUCGGUUCUUUAUCUUUACUUUCCGCAACAGAAAUGUUUUCCACCAUCAAAAUCAGGUACCGCCUGGCCGGCUCUUGCCUCCAUCGACCCAAGUUCCGAUCAAGAAUUCACCGCCUGGGUGGAUCAGCAGCCCUGUCAACUGAUGUUGAUCGCCUCGCAGAUCGUGUGGACGAUCCGGGUGGAAAGCUUUCUGAAAGCCGGCAAAACCACCGAGUCUGUCGCGUCCGACUGCAUUCACACGCUGGACGUGUUAGCGAAAAAGGUCCUGGAGCCAAACAUCAGUAGGAAUUUCUUAACCAAACUCGCCCAGUUGAUCACCGAAAUGGUGCACCAACGGGACGUCAGUCGGGAACUCGCCGCGAAAAGGAUCAACAAGGCGGACAACUUCGACUGGCUGCAGCUACUCCGCGUGUACUGGGACGCGAACGCGACGCGGGACAUGAGCACGGCUUGUCGCGUGGAAAUGACCAACGCGUCUUUGAAUUACGGGUUUGAGUACUUGGGCAUGGCGGAGAAACUGUGCCAAACACCGCUGACGGACCGCUGUUUUCUCACGAUGACGCAGGCCUUGCACAUGAAGAUGGGCGGGAACCCGUUUGGACCGGCCGGCACCGGGAAAACCGAAUCCGUGAAGGCUUUGGGUGCGCAAAUGGGGUAUUUUGUCCUGGUUUUCUGUUGCGACGAAACCUUCGACUUCCAGUCCAUGGGCCGGAUUUUUGUCGGUUUGUGUCAGGUCGGCGCCUUAUCAAGAGAAAAAAAACCAUCCCCAUCCAAUUUGUUACGCAAAACAUGAAUAAGAUCCACUAUCUGUCAUGCAAAAAAUGCAUGGGGAUGGGUGUUUUUUCCUGUGGAUACGCCUGGGGCUGUUUCGACGAGUUUAAUCGACUGGAGGAG